UGCUAUUUGCAUCGUUGCCAGGCGAUAGUGAGUCAGCCCUCGACAGCGGGGGAACCUGGGUGGAGGAAUCCGAGUGGAGGCGCCAGCGGACCAUGUGCGCUGACACGAUUGCGAUGUCCAGUGGGCGUGGGACGCUUUCUUUCUCUGCCCAUGCUCGUCUGGCCAUUUUAAGAGCGCGGGACUGUGCUAGGUGAUCUCGGUAGGAUUACAAACUGUCUUUUUAUUUUUUAUUUUUUUGGAGACCGGGCAAUUCUUUUAGGGCACAUAUCCGAUCGCUCGCAAGCCCGAACCCUACAGCUCGGAAUUAGCUCAGCUGCAUCAUGCAAGCGGGUACGUCGCUAGCUGCGCAGCCACCGGUUCGCCUCUCCUUUUUCCUUGAGCAGCGGCACACCUUGUUUUCCCUUCAGAAUUCGACGCAGAGCAGGUGGUGGUGGCCCAAUAGGCAGCCAGCGAAUCUGCGAGUGGGUCGCCUCGCUGCCCCACGCCUUUGUGGGCCAUCCGCUGCUGCAAUUGUUUUUCAUCAUAAAAGAGAUAUGGAGGGCAGGGAAUACCUUGUCCACAACUUUCAGACCUGGAGGGAUACACCGCCAGUAGUAUCUCCUAAGGAUACCCGAGCACAAAGCAGCUCUCCCCCCUCAAGGGCACCUGUGCGUGUUCCCCUGCUCUUGACAGUCUCUCUGGCAGGCUGCUUGACGCGUCUUGGCACUCAAAAAGAAAAAAGUCCUGCUCGGCUGCCUAUAGGCUCGACAGAUUUCGUAUCUAUUGCGGCAUUUGUCCACAACAUCCCUUUUUCGCCCUCUCGUCUUCUCUUAUUUCUAUACACUUGCUGAAUGGCCCACCCCCUUUAAAUUUUCAUUUUUCUCCUUCUCAAGCAUGGCGUAUAGUCACGACAGCGACCGGACAAACACCCCGUCCGAGCACGAGCACAUUCCAAGCCAGGGGCAAUCUGCAC
Linderina pennispora is the source of this 952-nucleotide messenger RNA. RefSeq lists its product as uncharacterized. The coding region runs from base 321 to 830 and encodes 169 amino acids. Lineage: Eukaryota; Fungi; Kickxellomycota; Kickxellomycetes; Kickxellales; Kickxellaceae. The transcript has a single exon. The record is from RefSeq and is a predicted model, not a curated record.